Aplosporella prunicola CBS 121167 is the source of this 463-nucleotide messenger RNA. RefSeq lists its product as uncharacterized. The transcript has a single exon. The record is from RefSeq and is a predicted model, not a curated record. Lineage: Eukaryota; Fungi; Ascomycota; Dothideomycetes; Botryosphaeriales; Aplosporellaceae. The coding region runs from base 154 to 429 and encodes 91 amino acids.
GGCAAGGCGAGGCGAGACAAAGUAGAGGCAGAGGGGCAGCGAGAGGGGGGAAAGAGCGGUGACGGCCGCGGACGAGCGGAGGACAGAGAAUGGAGGACGGAGGAUGGAGGGUGGAUGCGGUGUGUGUGUGGGUGGGUGGCUGUUUAGGUGUGUAUGUAUGUAUGUAUGUAUGUAUGUGCAGUGAAGAGGGUGCUGAAGGCGGAAGAGGAUGUGAUGAGAACGGCUGGAGGCGGGAGCUUCGAGCAGAAAAUGACUGUGGUAGUGGUAGUGGUAGUGGUAGUGAUGGUAAUACCUAGCAACAACAAAUUCUCAAACGAGCCGUGCCUGCGUGUACUUCUAGGUAAGGUAAGCACUGCCGUCCACCACCAUCCAGUCCAACCCCAAACGAGCGAACGACAAAACACUAAAGAAAGAGUGAGUAGUAAGUAGUAACUUUACACCGAACUCAAUCCAAUCUCAAGCG